This is a messenger RNA of Peronospora farinosa, 792 nucleotides long. Lineage: Eukaryota; Oomycota; Peronosporomycetes; Peronosporales; Peronosporaceae. The record is from the annotation of a GenBank genome assembly.
AUGGCAUCACUGGACAUCACGACGUUAGCUGCUUUUUCCGUAUGUUUUCCUGACCAAGUCGAAAAGAAUCUACGUGCUGCAUAUAGUGAACCUCAUUGGACCAAUAUCAAGCGUGCUCUUGCUCGACCACCUGCGUUUACUGCUGUUCGAGUAAAUACAUUGAAAUUGUCACGUGAUGAAGCAUUGCAAGCUCUUAAACCUCAUUUGGACAAGUUUAAUACUGAAUUAGUAGAGCUCGAUACCAGUCGUCAGCCAAUUGAAGCCUUUGUCCAUCCAUCGUUACCGGACGUGAUAAUGAUUCCUUCAUCACCCAGUGGACAAGUCAUUGUCAAGUUUAAUUCGGAACUCAAGAGCAUCGUUGUGGAUCGACUUUGUGGCGAAGCAGUGCUACGUGGGAGCGACAUUUUUGCUCGAGGAGUUAUGAGUGCCAGCAGUGGCAUUAAUGCUGAAGAUCAGGUCAAUGUCUUUGUUGAUCUUGACCACAACCACACGCGUGGAAGUGACUUUGCAACACACAGGGGACGCAAGCUUUUGAUUGCCCGUGGCGUGACCAAGAUGGCAAGAACGGAGAUAUUCCGUGCUGUGAGAGGACAGGCAGUGACUCAAUUGGUCCGAGUUUGUCCUGAUGCACCACCGAUGAACGGUGUAUUACGGGGUCAGAUCUACGUGCAGAAUUUGCCGUGUUCGGUGGUUGCACAUGCAUUGGAUCCGCAAGAGGGCGAUGUGAUUCUAGACAUGUGUGCAGCGCCCGGAGGAAAAACUUCCCCACGUGGCUACUUUGAUGCGAAAUAA